Molecule: messenger RNA, 519 nt
Organism: Sipha flava (yellow sugarcane aphid)
Lineage: Eukaryota; Metazoa; Arthropoda; Insecta; Hemiptera; Aphididae
Product: protein GVQW3-like
Exons: 1
Coding region: 1-519 (172 amino acids)
Molecular function (GO): nucleic acid binding
Source: RefSeq, a predicted model, not a curated record
AUGGAAAACCAGUAUCUAUGUUGCACAAAAGAAGAAGUCCGCGCCGUCAUUCGGUUUUUUAAUUUUCAAAAUAUUUCUCCGAUUGAAAUUCAUCGAAAAAUAACCGAAGUUUAUGGCCCACAAGUAAUGUCUCGAAAAAGUGUAUCGGUUUGGUGUACAAAAUUUAAUUCAGGUCGAGAAAGUGUUGAAGAUGAGGCAAGAAGUGGUCGACCAAUAAGCACGUCCACCGCCGAAACCAUUGAUGCAGUCGAAAAACUGCUACGAUCGGAUAGACGACUCAAGAUUAGGGAAAUGGCCACAAAACUUGAUCUCCCAAAGACUACUGUGCAUGAAAUUGUUCAUGAGAAAUUAAAUUUUCGUAAGGUUUGUGCGCGCUGGGUACCGAAAAUGCUUACAGCAGACCACAAAACCAAACGUAUGCGGAUAUCCAUAGAGCAUUUGAAUCGUGCUCGUAAUGACGAAAGCUUCCUCGAUCACCUCAUUACAGAUGAGACAUGGGUUCAUUAUUCUACCCCUUAA